Molecule: messenger RNA, 2076 nt
Organism: Alosa sapidissima (American shad)
Lineage: Eukaryota; Metazoa; Chordata; Actinopteri; Clupeiformes; Clupeidae
Gene: ccnb3
Product: cyclin B3
Exons: 14
Coding region: 208-1644 (478 amino acids)
Biological process (GO): regulation of cyclin-dependent protein serine/threonine kinase activity; mitotic cell cycle phase transition
Cellular component (GO): centrosome; nucleus; cyclin-dependent protein kinase holoenzyme complex
Molecular function (GO): cyclin-dependent protein serine/threonine kinase regulator activity
Source: RefSeq, a predicted model, not a curated record
CAUUGUAGCCAAUCAGCACAGAGCGUGCAUGUUUUGGAUUUUGCGAGAGCGCAUUCAUGUUUUCUGCAAAAAGCUCCAACCAGGAUUCUGUCGGAAAAGAAAAGGCAUUUAUCUAAAUGUUAAAGAGGCUAUACAUAUUUGAACUCACUGGAGGAAUUGCAGUGUAAACGGAUCAUAUUUCUAACUGGAACACAUCAGCUUGCAGAUAUGCCUUUUUCAAGGGGUAAGAAACCAGUUGCAAUCAGCAAGAUUCCCAAAAUCCACUCGAAAGCAACAGAGAAUCAGGAGGUGACUCAGGUCAAAAGGUCUUCCUCUCCACCGAAGGGUGCACCUAAGAAGAGAACAGCCUUCAUUGACAUAACCAAUGCCUUCUCUCAGUGUCUGUCCGAUACUCAUAUCGAUGAAGAUGAUGAGGUAGUCCAACGAGCACACAAGAUCCACAACAGCAUCAUUGGCAUCAAAAAGAAGGAUGCUACCAAAAAGGCACAGGCAAAGCAGUCCUUGUCGGAAAGAAAUCAAGCCAACUUGAAAAAGACCCUGUCGGUGAGCUCCGAGGGCCAUUUAGAGGAGAUAAAGCAGGAGGUAAAACAAGAAAUUAAGCAGGAAAUAAAACCAGAGCUAGAACAAGAGACAAAACAGGAGGUAAAGCAGGAAAAGCCGCUGGCUGUGGAACCAGUGACCGAGCCUGCGUCCAGUGAUGUCCCUCCAAGAUCACCGCUUCAGCCUUCAGAGGUAAAACCUGAGAAAGAAGAACCAGUGGAAGAGUCCUUUAUCAAAGAACCAAAGCCCGCUCAUCUGCUCCCUCCAGAGGUGCCUCCUGAGUUUGACAUAGAUUCUGCAAACCAAGAUGACUGCACGCUGGCACCAGAGUACGCCAAAGAAAUUUUCGACUACCUCAAGAAAAGAGAGGAAAAAUUUGUCCUUGAUGAUUAUUUGCCCGUGCAGCCAAGCAUAACUGAAAACAUCAGGGCCAUUCUCGUGGACUGGAUGGUGGAGGUCCAGGAGAAUUUUGAGCUGAACCACGAGACGCUCUACCUGGCGGUGAAGCUGACGGAUCACUACCUGGCGGCCGCACCCUGCACUAGGGACCUGCUGCAGCUGAUAGGCUCCACUGCCAUGCUGAUUGCCGCCAAAUUCGAGGAGCGAUGCCCGCCGUGUGUCGAUGACUUCCUGUACAUCUGUGACGACGCCUACAAGCGCCCUCAGCUUAUCGCCAUGGAGGCCAACAUCCUGAAGGCACUCGACUUUGACAUCAACAUCCCCAUCUCAUACCGCUUUCUCCGCCGCUUCGCCAAGUGUGUGGGGGCUAACAUGGAGACGUUGACGCUGGCACGGUUCGUGUGUGAGCUGAGCCUGCAGGAGAUGAGCUUUGUGAGUGUGAGAGGCUCCAUCCUGGCCUGCGCAUGCCUGCUCAUCGCCCUGGUGACCAAGGACAUCUGCGGAUGGAGCCCCAUCCUGGUGUUCCACUCUGGGUACAGCGUGGAGGAGGUGGCCCCGGUCGUGAGGAAGCUCCACGCCAUGCUCAAGGGCCAGAGCGACAACAAGUUAGAGGCCGUCCGCAGCAAAUACUCCCACCAAGUGUUCUUUGAGGUUGCAAAAAUGCCACUUGUGAGUUUGGAGAAGCUGGAGCAGUUCCUGCAGUGAUGCGGUGACUCCCCCAUUCCAAUGCUACAGGAGAGGACUUGUGGAUCACACCCCAGCUUUGUAAAAUAAAUAAAACUCUAUUUAUAAUGUAUAUUGAAGCCAUUUUAAAAUAAAAAAAGCUUUUUUUUGUAUAUGUCUUGUGCUGAUGUUGAUAUGCAUUUGUUUUGUUUUUUUGUGGUUCAGAAUACUAAAUCCUAGUAAGCUUGUAGGACGUGGAAAAAAUUGUUACAGUGAGCUAUUUUUAAAAGAUACUAGUGUGAUGGAAAGUUGCUGUAAUUAUUCUAAUAAUUCUCAAAUGGUCGUUUCAAAUAAUAUAAUGUUCCUUGUGUUCUGUUUUGUCUUUUUAUAUGUUGUACAGUUGAUCAUGUUCACUCUAGUGUGAAAAUUGUCCUGUUCGAGAAAUAAACCAUUUUUUUUAUGCAUGUUUUAAAA